AUGGGUGUAUUAGAAAAUAUAGUACCUGGUGAGCUUUAUGAUGCGAACUAUGAUCCAGAUCUUUUGAAAAUUAGAAAAGAGACUAAAAUGAAACUGUACGAAUACAACACUCUUAGCCCUGCUGAUGAAAAUAAAAAGAGCCGGGUUAUAAGAGAAUUACUUGGUAGUUGCACUGAUAACUUUAUAAUUGAACCGCCGUUUUAUUGUGAUUACGGUAGUAACAUCUACAUCGGAGACAACUUUUACGCCAAUCACAAUCUUGUUAUAUUGGAUGGGGCCAAGGUAGUCAUCGGUGACAACGUAUUUAUUGCCCCUAAUGUUGGUAUUUAUACGGCAGGUCAUCCAAUUGACGUGGAAAGACGCCUUCAGGGAUUAGAGUAUGCCAUGCCUGUGACUAUUGGAGACAACGUAUGGAUUGGAGGUGGUGUGUCAAUAAUUCCUGGAGUGAAUAUAGGUAAAAACUCCGUGAUUGCUGCUGGUAGUGUUGUGAUUCGUGACAUACCAGAAAAUGUAGUGGCAGCAGGUAAUCCUUGUAAGGUGAUAAGAAAGAUCGUUGAAAAGGAUAGUACAACUACAAACUAUCGAAAAUGA
Messenger RNA from Saccharomyces paradoxus, 591 nucleotides. RefSeq names its product acetyltransferase. The record is from RefSeq and is a predicted model, not a curated record. Lineage: Eukaryota; Fungi; Ascomycota; Saccharomycetes; Saccharomycetales; Saccharomycetaceae. Gene Ontology annotation, molecular function: galactoside O-acetyltransferase activity. Bases 1 to 591 code for a protein of 196 amino acids. The transcript has a single exon.